Apodemus sylvaticus (European woodmouse) is the source of this 429-nucleotide messenger RNA. Its product is annotated as 60S ribosomal protein L29-like. NCBI's taxonomy places the organism in Eukaryota, Metazoa, Chordata, Mammalia, Rodentia, Muridae. The record is from RefSeq and is a predicted model, not a curated record. The coding region runs from base 1 to 429 and encodes 142 amino acids. The transcript has a single exon.
AUGGCACAGAAAUGGCAUCAAGAAACCCAGUCUCAAAGACGGGAAUCUUUUAAGGGGGUUGACCCCAAUUUCCUGAGGAUCAUGCACUUUGCCAAGAAGCACAACAAGAAAGGCCUGAAGAUGAUGCAGGCCGACAAUGCAAAGGCAGUGAGUGCACAUGCAGAGGCCAUCAAGGUCCUUGUGAAGCCUCAGGCCAUCAAGCCCAAGAUGCCAAAGGACCACAGCUGCAAACUCAGGGGCCUGGCUCUCAUCGCUCACCCCAAACUUGGGAAGCUGAGUCAAAGCUACAUGGCCAAGGGGCGUAGGCUCUGCCAACCAAAGCCCAAGGUUCAAACCAAGGCAAAGGCCAUAGCUCCAGCUAAGGUCCAGGUUUCAGCUCCAGCGCAGGCUCCUGUGAAGUCCCCACAGAAAAGGCUCCUUCCAGUGUGA